Messenger RNA from Dermacentor albipictus, 2989 nucleotides. RefSeq names its product O-GlcNAcase (gene Oga). The record is from RefSeq and is a predicted model, not a curated record. Gene Ontology annotation, biological process: glycoprotein metabolic process. Gene Ontology annotation, molecular function: beta-N-acetylglucosaminidase activity. NCBI's taxonomy places the organism in Eukaryota, Metazoa, Arthropoda, Arachnida, Ixodida, Ixodidae.
CAUCUCGGCUCGUGGCCAUUGGCCCCUGGCAGCCCUGGCCCCCUGGCACCCCUCGGCGGUCUCUGCCGUGGUUGUGCCUGCGCCUUCGCGCUCUAGCUGCUCUUGUGUCCCAUACCGUUCUCGCUUCAAAAAUAUUCAAUUCGUGCAAUUGGUUUCCUCAAAAUUGUGAACGGUAUGGCGUUCUGGGAGAAAUAUUUAAGCUGAUAUGCUUUCCCCAGAGCAAAGACACUGGCGUGGACGCUCCUUCGAGAUCUGAUUUCUAGAGUGAGCGUUUCCCGUCGUAGGAAAAAAAAAUGGGCGAAGAAGCGUCGUCUGCAGACCCGUCCAGCUGCAUUAAUGCAAGGAAUCAUAACUUGGCGUGUGGUGUCGUUGAAGGAUUUUAUGGACGGCCAUGGACGACUGAACAACGCAAAGACCUUUUUCAAAGAAUGAAAAAAUUGGGCCUGAACACCUAUAUGUAUGCACCAAAAGACGACUUCAAGCACAGAGCAUAUUGGAGAGAACUUUACACAGUGGAGGAAGCAGAGCACCUGACGAACCUUAUCCAGGCAGCUAGGGAAAACUCGGUCAAUUUCUACUAUGCCCUGUCACCUGGUCUAGACAUCACUUAUUCUAGUUCAAAAGAAGUCUCCUGCCUCAAGAGGAAACUCGAGCAGGUAGCUCAGUUUGGGUGUGGUGCAUUUGCACUCCUCUUUGAUGACAUUGAGCCAGAGAUCAGUGAGACAGACAAAGAGGUGUUCCAGUCAUUUGCACAUGCCCAAGUGUCUGUCACGAAUGAAGUCUACCAGGACCUGAACCACCCCAAGUUUAUUUUUUGUCCAACAGAAUAUUGUGCUGCCAGGGCUGUUCCAAAUGUUCAGAAUUCUGAGUACCUGAAUACUAUUGGCCUGAAGCUAAUGCCUGGAAUAGACAUCAUGUGGACAGGGAACAAAGUGAUUUCAAAAACAAUAACAGUCCAGUCGAUUCAGGAGCUCACUGAAGUGCUGCGUCGGCCCCCAGUGAUAUGGGACAACCUACACGCAAACGACUAUGACCAGAAACGUUUGUUCUUGGGACCAUAUAAUGGCCGGUCAACAGACUUGGUGCCUCAUUUGCGUGGGGUCUUGUCCAACCCCAAUUGCGAGUAUGAGGCCAACUUUGUCCCAGUUCACACGUUAGCCCAGUGGAGCAAAUGCAGCAGUGAUGGCAAGACAGAUCUGAAUGAGUCUGUGAGUGCAGAUAUCCGGCUUGAAACUGAGGGUGAGACAGAAGAAAUGACCUCGCACUUGGAACCGCAUGCAUACCACCCACGGAAAGCGCUGCGAGCAGCACUUGUUGACUGGUUGCCCGAGUUCUACCGGACCAAGAGUGCGUAUGGACGGCUUCUGUCUGGUGCCUUUCUGGCUGGUGGAGGCACACCAACCCCGCCAGGUGGCAAUGCCAGUACCAGUGCCCCUGUAGCAAGUAGCGGCAAUAUUGAUGAAGCGUCUGCAUUCCAGCCACUGUCAAGUGAGUUGGUUAACUCACUUGUACAGCUGCCUUCGACUCCACUGGAGCCCAUGGACUGCCACUCGUCCAGUGAAGCCAUGCAAACAGAAGACCCAAUAGAUGACACACGGCAGUUGACAUUGGAAGACCUUGCCCUUCUGGUGGACCUGUUCUAUUUGCCUUUCGAGCAUGGAAACCAGGGAAUUGCUUUCCUGCAGGAAUUCCACUGGCUCCGUGUCAAUGGCCAUGUUGUAUGGGAGCGCUGCAAGCAAGGAAAUGCAGAUUCUGAAGCAGGGCUGGCUGAGCUUGAGGAGUGGCGUAAGCGGGCAUCUAAGUUUGACCAAAUGACACAAGCCGUUGGACGGCUGUUUGGACGGCUAACAUUUGUGCCCAACCGAGCCUUGCUAUAUGACCUGUACCCAUACCUCUGGGACAUCAAGGGUGUCAUCUCAUUGCUCAACUCGUAUGUCAAAUGGAUAGCUCUGGGAGACGUGCCGUGCUCUUCUCCAUUGGGCUUUGCCUCGCCUUCGUUCUCAUGGUUCUCAAAGGGCUACAAGGAAGCAUUUAUCAGUGGCGAGCAAGAACCUUGGCUCUUUCGGGGUGGGUUGACAGCUGAGCUACAGCGGCUGCUCCCGUUGGAGAGUGUGAGUGAUCUGUUCCUCUACAAGCCUCCAGAGUCACCCAGCGACAAAACGUACACCAUUCGGCCAUACCUCCCCAGUGAUGAACCACUUGUUUAUGAGGUGUGUCGAAAGACCUGUGACGAUGGUAUGGAUGGAACACAGGUGUUUCCAGAGUUUCCUAACCUCAUUGGUGAUAAGCUCGUACUUGAAUUUCUGCUGGUCGGUGGUUUUCUAACCCUGAGCAACGAGUACUGCUUUGUUGUGGAAGACGAGGCAGGGGUGUGUGGCUAUGCAUUGGCUGCACUUGAUGCCCAGCAAUUCAACAAGAAGCUGGAAGUGGCCUGGAAGCCCGAACUGUGCAUUAAGUAUCCUGCACCCAUUAAGGAGCCCGCAGAGAUGCUUAGCCCUGCUGAGGAAAUAAUGAGCAGCUUCCAUUCAAGGGCUGUCAAAGUCCCAGACAUUGUAUACAAGCAUCAUCCAUCACGUGUGACCAUGAGUAUGCUGCCCUCAAUCAUGGAUUCUAGCGUGUCCAAGCGUUUGCUGGCUUGUGUGCUGGCUGCACUGAAGGCAAAUGGAUCACAUGGUGUAUUUUCUCAAGUUACGGUGGGAGACAAGAACGUCGUUGACUUUUACACAAAGCUGGGCUUCCUAGAGAUUGCUUUGCCAGACUUUCUAAGCGAUGACGUUUUCUUCCUUGGCCGGACCUUCUAGCCCCGAGGAUGUGCCUACAGUGCAUUACACUGAAUAGGCAUCUCUCAACUGCAGCAUGCUCGCUACAUUCAGAAUGUGCCAGCUGUGGCAUGAGCUGUUCCAAGGAGAAAGAUCCCAUUUUGGGUUAUGUUUAGAUAAACACCAUGUAAAUAAAUUUUUAAUGGAUCCUUUCUCUAUCACUUUUAAAA